Hyla sarda is the source of this 1519-nucleotide messenger RNA. Its product is annotated as amine sulfotransferase-like. NCBI's taxonomy places the organism in Eukaryota, Metazoa, Chordata, Amphibia, Anura, Hylidae. The transcript has 7 exons. Gene Ontology annotation, cellular component: cytoplasm. Gene Ontology annotation, biological process: sulfation. Gene Ontology annotation, molecular function: sulfotransferase activity. The record is from RefSeq and is a predicted model, not a curated record. The coding region runs from base 184 to 1080 and encodes 298 amino acids.
AUGGGCAACUGCUCAACUUUUCCUCUGGACAGGUUUUGAUAAAUAUCCCCCUAUAUUCAGCUGUCUUUGUCCAACUCAUAGAGUUGAAUGAAGUAGCAGUGUGUAUGUGUGCCAGCACUCUGUUGCUAUGAAAGCUUCCAGCGGUCCAGUAAAUCAAGAAUACAAAGGUUUCCGAAGGCAGAAAUGGACCAAGAUGCACUUGAUGUGAAUAAUAUAAGCUUUGAACAUAAAGGCGCAUACUUUGCAUCUUGGCUUACAUCCAAACAAGUCAUAGAUGCUAUAGAGGAUAUGGAAGUUAGGGAGGAUGAUGUAUUUCUUGUCACAUACCCAAAAUCAGGCACAGUUUGGACACAGCAAAUUCUAAGCCUAAUAUUUAAUGAAGGCCAUCGAAAUGGAACAGAACAAACUGAGAAUAUAGAUAGAAUGCCAUGGAUUGAAUAUAACAUUAAGAAUGUUGACUUUACAAGCCGUCCAUCUCCUCGUCUCUUUACCUCUCACCUGCCUCAUUACCUGAUGCCAAGUGGUCUGAGGUCCGGGAUGGGAAAAAUUGUUUAUGUGUGUCGAAACCCAAAAGAUGUGUUGGUGUCCUGUUACUACUUUGUCAACACUCUUGCACCCCUGAAACAUCCAGUAAAUUGGGAAACAACUAUAGAGCUCUUCAUGGCAGGGACAGUUAUAGGUGGUUCCUGGUUUGAUCAUAUCAGAGGCUGGUACACGCAUAAAAAAGAUUUCAACAUACUUUUUGUGACCUUUGAAGAAAUGAAAAAGGACCUUCGAUCUGCUGUGAAGAAAAUCUGUACAUUUGUGGGCGUAAACCUCGAUGAGAAAGAAAUAGACACCGUGGUGGAAAAAGCAACCUUUAAGAACAUGAAACAUGAUCCUGUUUCGAAUUAUAAAUUUCUUUCAGAAGAUGUUGUAGACAAAAGUAGAGGGGAUUUUCUCCGUAAAGGGAUUGUUGGGGACUGGAAAAAUAUGAUGACGGUGUCUCAAUGUGAGAGGUUUGAUAAGGUGUACAGAGAGAAGAUGGAAGAUCUGCCAAUCAAGUUUGUGUGGGAACUCAAUGAAAAACCUGCACCCUAGAGUUCUGUUGUCUACAAAACCUUAAAGAGUAACUGUCAUUUCCCCCCAAAAAUGUUACUGUAUGUUACUCAGUACCUGACCAUGCAUAUUAUAAUAUUUAUGUGUCUAGCACCUAUAUUUCUCUCACAAAUACCAUCUGUUGCUCACUUGCUUUGUCGUUCUGUGGUUUGGCGGAGCGGUUUAUUUUGAAAAGGAUGGUUGUAGGCAUGGAAAAUGUCUGGUAAGGUUUCUUCCAUUCUCUCUCUACCAGCUUCAUAAUGUUCUAAUCAAUAGGAAAGACCUUCCUUUUCCUAGGAGUAAGUCCCUAAACCAUUCUAUCCUGAGUGGUCUGUGGCUCUAUAUCCUCCACCCACCUUUACUAGAGGUUCCACUUCUGAUCCCUGACUUUCCAACACAAUCUGAUAACUUCUCCACUAACCACUCUCUUUCUUGUAAAAAA